GUUAAAUAUAGGGAAACGGUUGGUUGGAUUUUGCUGUUUGUAAACUGAAUUAUAAGGAUGUCCGACUUUUUGCAGUUCGAUAUAGAUUUUUACCAAUCAAACUAUGAUGCCGACCGUCAAGAGGAAAGUUCUGCCAGGCCUGAAGACUCUGGAAAAAAAUUCCAGCCAGGUCCUUGGCCCCAAUCCAAUUCUUCUCAACUGCUUGAAGGUCAGAUCUUUCAACCCGCAGGUGCUUCCCCGUUUCCAUCCAACGAGACGUAUUCCGAUCGUUUCGAGGAAGAGCCACCGUUGCUUGAAGAGCUGGGAAUCAACUUCCACCACAUUUGGCAAAAAACAUUAACCGUGCUAAACCCCAUGAAACCGGCUGAAGCCAGCAUUAUGAAUGAGACAGACCUGGCUGGGCCUUUGGUUUUCUGCUUGGCCCUGGGGUCAACGUGGCUCUUGGCAGGAAAAGUCCAUUUUGGCUAUGUGUACGGGACCAGUGUGAUCGGCUGCCUAGCGAUUCACGCUUUGUUGAACCUGAUGAGCGUUGUGGGAGUUUCCCACGGGUGCGUCGCAAGUGUGCUAGGCUACAGUCUGCUGCCCAUGGUGAUCUUGUCCACCUGUGCUGUAUUUUUCUCCUUACAAGGAGUCCUUGGGACGCUGGUGGCCCUGAUCGUUAUUGGAUGGUGCAGCCUCUCAGCCUCCAAAAUCUUCGCUUCCACUUUGGCUAUGGAAGGGCAGCAGAUCUUGGUGGCUUAUCCUUGUGGUUUAGUCUAUGGCCUUCUGGCCCUCAUCACCAUUUUCUGAGCUUUGUUAUCAUAGCCAGAAGUUUUUUUCCUUCCUCUACUGCAGUGGUGGGGAACUACGUCGCUUCGAUGACUUGUGGACUUCAACUCCCAGAAUUCCUGAGCCAACCUGGCUGCCAUCACCGCCUUACCAUCCAGGGGUGGUAUAUCAUUUACUUUCCCUAAAAAGGUAAAGGUGAAGGUUCCCCUCGCACAUACGUGCUAGUCAUUCCUGACUCUAGGGGGCGGUGCUCAUCUCUGUUUCAAAGCCGAAGAGCCAGCGCUGUCCGAAGUCGUCUCCAUGGUCAUGUGGCCGGCAUGACUCAAUGCCAAAGGCACACGGAACGCUGUUACCUUCACACCAAAGAUGGUCCCUAUUUUUCUACUUGCAUUUUUAACCUGCUUUCGAACUGCUAGGUUGGCAGAAGCUGGGACAAGGAACGGGAGCUCAGCCCGUUACGUGGCAGCACCAGGGAUUCGAACCGCUGAACUGCCGACCUUUCAAUCAAUAAGCUCAGCGUCUUUAGCCACUGAACCACUACAUCCUUACCAGUUCGUAAAUGUGAGCACCUGCACAUGUGCCCAGCCUUCCGCGUAUGUGCUUUGCUGGCGCGUGUGCCUUUCUGCGCAUGGGCCUGGCCUCAAAAAUGUGCCUAAAUAGGAUAGCAUAGAGCUGAGGCGGACGGGCGGGCCAACCAGCGAUUUCCACUACCGGUUCCGGCAAACUGGUCCAAACCAGCUGAAUGCCACCUGUGGUGUCAUCAAUCUGCUGAACACUUAAUUCCCACAGCACUGUCUCGUUUCUCAUCUUUUCUCAUCCUCCCAUCUUUCUUAGUAACUUCUCCCAUUGGUUUCUUAUGAUUUAUCCAUUGUGGUUUGUAACUGAUUUAUAACCUAUGACCAAUCACUUGCUGUUCGUAGGUCUAUGGAGAUUCUCCGUCAUCCAGGUCACGGUUGUCCCGAAGGUACUGUCCCCCCCGCCCCCGCCCCAAAAGAGGCAACUAAACUUUCUGUUGUUGUUUUUUUCCUUUUGAAGUCGUUUCGCUUCUCAUCCAAGAAGCUGAAGAAGACCUGAAGAAGCUUCUUGGAUGAGAAGCGAAAUGUCUUCAAAGAAAACCGAGGAAGUCCAGUUGCCGUUUAUACAUAUACUGAGAGCUUAUGCACUGGAGACAAAUUCCUUGGGUGUCCAAUCACUUGGCCAAUACAGAAUUCUGUUCUGUUCUGUUCUGUUCUGUUCUGUCCUGUCCUGUCCUACUUUACCCUACCCUACCCUACCCUACCUUACCCUACCCUACCCUAUCCUAUCCUUCUCUACCUACCCUACGCUAUGCUACCCUAGCUUACCCUACCCCUACCUUACUCUACCUUACUCUACCCUACCCUAUUCCUCCCUACUCUACCUUACUCUACCGUACCUCACUCUACCCUACCCUACCCUACCCUACCCUAGUUUACCCUACCUUAUCCAUCUCUACCCUACCCUAUGGUAUGCUACCCUAGCUUAGUCUACCCUACUCUACUCUACCUUACACUACUCCACCCUACACUACCUUACUUUACCCUACCUCAUCCUAUCCUUUUGGUUUGGGGAUUUUAAAAGUAUUUUUAGAUUG
Messenger RNA from Ahaetulla prasina, 2380 nucleotides. It is a transcript of the gene YIPF7, whose product is annotated as Yip1 domain family member 7. The record is from RefSeq and is a predicted model, not a curated record. Gene Ontology annotation, cellular component: trans-Golgi network. NCBI's taxonomy places the organism in Eukaryota, Metazoa, Chordata, Lepidosauria, Squamata, Colubridae. The transcript is spliced from 6 exons. Gene Ontology annotation, biological process: endoplasmic reticulum to Golgi vesicle-mediated transport; vesicle fusion with Golgi apparatus. The coding region runs from base 58 to 789 and encodes 243 amino acids.